GCACAAAUUAGUCAUUCGAUCAUCGUUCGGGUCGUCGCCGCGUAGUUUAUUAAAAUCACGGUGUAACCAAAACCGCAACAAGAAACAAGAUAAGCAUUUUGAGCCAGGUCUCCUAAAACGCACAGCCCAGCGAAAUGUCCAACCCAGAAGCAGGAAACUCCAACGGUUUUCCUAAAUUACCACCUCCGCCAACGGACAGCACGCAGCCGUCGUCGGGUGCCACCGCCAACAACAAUGCGGGCAACAAUCGGCUGAAGCAAACGCAGGCCCAGGUGGACGAGGUCGUCGGGAUAAUGCGCGUCAACGUCGAGAAGGUGCUCGAGCGGGACCAGAAGCUCUCGGAGCUGGACCAACGGGCCGAUGCGCUGCAGCACGGGGCGUCACAGUUCGAGCAACAGGCCGGCAAGCUGAAGAGAAAACAGUGGUGGGCCAACAUGAAAAUGAUGAUCAUCAUGGGGGUCAUCGGAGUUGUGCUGCUAAUAAUCAUCAUUCUUUCCAUCAUUUAUUAAAAAGAAACAUAUAACAUUAUCACAAAAACGCACACCACCGUGCCCCGUGUGUGGUUGUUCCGAUUCAAAGGUUUAUUACUUUUCGACGCUUUUAUACGUUUUGAACGUGUGCGCCACGUUUUGUACGCUCGACUAGAAGUCUAUGUUCCCCUAGAGAGAGAGAAAGAGGCCACAGAAACCAUAUGUGAACCUUCCUUCGUCCAAAAACAGCCACGGAAUAGCCGUGGCGCUGCCUUAGGUCCCCUUGGUGUACUCUGUAUUGCAGAAAGAGAAGCAAUUUCACCGACACACUCCGUGUCAAUCUAUUGUUUUAGAUGACAUUCUACGCACAUUCUAUCGUCCCUUAAGACGCGGUUCAAGUGGUUAGAACGCGAGAAAGUAGUUAAGCGACCACCCCAUUAGCCCUGGGUCUUCCCGUUGGUUGGUAGAGGAACACACGAAACAAAAUGCCGUGUUGCCCCCAAUUCACAUUAUCAAUGUUUAAAUGUUUAUGUCAUUGUUACAUCGGUGAGCGAUAGCAAAUAAUAAUACUUGCAAUUUAUACAACGCAACAAAACACGUCCUUAUUGAAUAUACAAACGUUCAUAAAACAUUAGUGUCGCACGUCGCGGGAUUGGGUUGGUUUGAAGACCAUACGGUUAAGCUUCAUUGAAAAAGCGGAAUCCGAAAAGCGUCGACAAGCGAGGAUUAGUUUAAGAAAAGCGUUUUGUAUAUAUCUAUGCGCAUCGUCAUCAGUAUCAUCAUCACCAUCCAUUGUGUUGUGACACAUUUAUUCGUAUCUACGGAGGGGAAUCAUUAUAGCGCCACGGUGUCCCAGUACAGCCCGCAUUUCGCUUCAAGGACUGUUAAAAGCCUAUCCACAUUGGACCGAUUGGAUUAGUGGGUUCUUCAUCUCCCCCGCCGGGUGGUUGAUGUGUUCGUUGAUCCAUAUUUAUUACGUGCGCCCCUCCGCUGGCUAAGCGGGGGGUUCUAGCCGCCGGCGAAGAGGUGUACCUGGUUCCACAUGAAUACUCUAAUGGCAAACCGCUUCUUUGCUUCUUUCCACAAACGCCAC
Messenger RNA from Anopheles cruzii, 1563 nucleotides. It is a transcript of the gene Syb, whose product is annotated as synaptobrevin. Gene Ontology annotation, cellular component: plasma membrane; SNARE complex. The coding region runs from base 135 to 509 and encodes 124 amino acids. Lineage: Eukaryota; Metazoa; Arthropoda; Insecta; Diptera; Culicidae. Gene Ontology annotation, molecular function: SNAP receptor activity; syntaxin binding. The transcript has 4 exons. The record is from RefSeq and is a predicted model, not a curated record. Gene Ontology annotation, biological process: vesicle fusion; vesicle-mediated transport.